AUAGAGCACGUGAAGGCAUCAGUUGGUCAACGUGCGUCAGUGUCUCCGCCCUGACGGUCAGUGACAGCUCGAGCUCCCUCACCAGCAGAGAACAGACGCGACGAAGCGGCACAGUCCCCUGCUAACAUGAAGGACAACAGUUUGCCCCGAAUUGUAGUUAUUACCUUGUGUACGGUGGUUUUUAUUGCCGUUUUAAUUGUUAACGCUUUGGCUGGAGCGGGAAGGGGUCCUUUCCAUUCCUCCAUAGCUAAUGUGUCAGGCCGCUAUGAGACGGACAUCACUCCAGCUGGCUGGACCUUCUCUAUCUGGGGCGUUAUCUACACCUGGCUCACCCUGAUGGUCAUAUACAUGCUGACAUAUGUAUUCAGAGGAUCCUGGGCUCAGUGUCUGCUGCCCUACACCUUCUAUUUCUUCUGGCUGGCCAACAUGGUGAUGAACAUGAUAUGGUUGCUGCUCUGGGAUAGAGAGUUGAUGCUUGCUUCUCUGGUUGUGUUAAUCCUGAUGGUGAUUUCCAACUACAUUGCUUUGUUCUGCUGUUGCUUUGCCACAGAUUACUAUGGACUCUGGUUACAGACGUACCAUCGCAAAGACCUGGUGGCUCUCAGAAUACUGGUCCAGAAUGGUUUGGCUCUCUACACCACAUGGAUCUCCAUCGCUUCUCUGAUCAACUUCUCAUUGGUUCUCCAUCUGUGGGGUGUGGGCAGGAGCACAGCAGCAACAGCUUCUCUCUGCAUCCUGUUUGCUGAGGUGGUGGGAUGGUUCCUCCUUGAGAACUGGCUGCUGGACCGCUGGGUGCGUAACAUCCUGACAGUGUACCCGGUGGUGAUCGUGGCUCUGGUUGGAAACGUCUUCAAACAUUUUAACCCAGCUGAUCCCACUCCCAACUCUGUGUUUAUGGUUGUACUGCUGGUGUUGGCAUGUGUGCUGCUGGUUUCCCGACUUUGCACCAUCAUCUGGAGAAACACAUGGCGGCCUCUCCACUCCCCAGGCUCGGCCCGGCUCAUGGUUUCACCCCUUGAUGGCAGAACAUUCAAGAUAUUUACUUAAACAACAGGAACUUGUGAAGUAGCUGCUGUGCCACUGCUGCCUUUAAACUCUUUAAAUUCCAUUUCCUCACAAGAUAGUGCAAUGCUCCACGAGGCUUUACAGUCAUGAAGGUGUUCAGCUGAAAGCUUGAAAGUGUUAAGAGUCUGUAACUCUCCUCUUGUCUCCUAUCAAUCUGCAAUUAAGACAAUGCUACACUUUAUUCAAAUAAACUACUAUAACUGUUUACCACUUCUUGCCAUUAAUCUUGUCUAUAUGUAAAGUACUUUUCAUACAAAUACAUGCAUGUGAUUUGAUCAUCAUGUUGUGUAUUGCUAUUUUGAAGGAGUUUUAUUGUUGCAUAUUAUGGCUUUUUUUUAAUUGUGUAUCCAUUCAGUGAUGAUAUAUGUUGGCUUUUAUACAGUCCACUUUGAACUUUGAGCUAAGAGUGUUGUUGAAUACAUUCUCAUUUGCCAAUUAAAGCAUUGUUUUUCACAUCUAA
Messenger RNA from Cottoperca gobio, 1525 nucleotides. RefSeq lists its product as uncharacterized. The coding region runs from base 127 to 1047 and encodes 306 amino acids. Lineage: Eukaryota; Metazoa; Chordata; Actinopteri; Perciformes; Bovichtidae. The record is from RefSeq and is a predicted model, not a curated record. The transcript is spliced from 7 exons.